This is a messenger RNA of Spodoptera littoralis (African cotton leafworm), 3492 nucleotides long. NCBI's taxonomy places the organism in Eukaryota, Metazoa, Arthropoda, Insecta, Lepidoptera, Noctuidae. The record is from the annotation of a GenBank genome assembly.
AUGGUAUGUGCCGGCCAGGGGCUUGGGUUUGACAGAGGAGGACAACACUACAAUAUGAUGGACUCGGACCUGCCACCUGGUAGUUGCAACUCUACUGGACAUCUGUCCACAAUCGGAUAUCAUACUCUGCCAGGACGCAUGCACCAUUCCGCCAGCACACCGGCGGGGGUGGACGGCGCCGGCGGUGGCUCCCGUACGCCCCCCGCUACUCCCAAGAAGGGCGGCAAGAUGCUCGCCGUCAGGGUACAGAUGCUGGACGACUCCAUAUCCAUGUUCCAGAUACAGUCAAAAGCGCUAGGCAGAGUGCUUUUCGACCAGGUAUGUCGGCAGCUACACCUGCUAGAGGCCGACUACUUCGGCUUGGAGUACCUGGACGCCAACGGUACGAAGGUAUGGUACUGGCUGGACGUAGAAAAGCCGAUGUGUCGUCAAGUAGGCCUGUCAAUGCUGGAGCCGACGUUACGUUUCUGCGUGAAGUUCUACACAUCAGACCCUGCUCGGUUGGAGGAGGAGUUCACACGGUACCUGUUCUGUCUGCAAGUGAAGAAGGACCUGGCCACAGGGUGUAUACAGUGCAAUGAGAACACUGCUGCGCUCAUGGCCAGUUACAUUGUUCAAGCGGAAUGUGGCGACUUCGUGCCAGAGGACUAUCCGGACCACACCUACCUCAGUGGGUACAAGUUCUUCCCUGGGCAGGACUCGGAAUCCGAGAGGCGGAUCAUGGAAAACCAUAAAAAGCACAUAGGCCAGAGUCCCGCUGAAGCCGACCUAAACUUGUUAGAAACGGCGCGGAGAUGCGAACUUUAUGGUAUAAAAAUGCAUCCAGCAAAGGAUCACGAAGGCGUUCCCUUGAACCUCGCAGUAGCACACUUGGGUAUAAUAGUGUUUCAGAACUACACCAAGAUCAACACGUUCAGCUGGGCCAAGAUUAGGAAGAUAUCGUUUAAAAGGAAAAAGUUCCUUAUCAAACUGCAUCCUGAGGGAUAUGUUAGUGGUUACUACCGCGACGUAGUAGAAUUCUUCUUCGACGGUCGUAACGAAUGUAAGAACUUUUGGAAGAAGUGCGUGGAGAACCAUGGGUUCUUCCGCUGUUCCAGUGUGCAGCGACAGCCCCGGCAGAAGACCAGGGUCAUCUCCAGAGGAUCAUCGUUUAGGUAUAGCGGUAAAACCCAAAAACAAAUCGUCGAGUACGUGAGAGACAACUACGUGAAACGGCAAACAUUCCAAAGGUCGGGCUCGUUCCGCGCGUCGCGCUCCGUGGGCGGCUCGCGCGGCAACGUGGCGCCGCCGCCCGCGCCGCUCAACCAGAGCCUCUCCGCGCACCCGCUGCUGCCGCUGCCGCCCGGCUCCGACGCGAUUUCCCUGGAGUGGGACAAGCAACCUCACUACCUGGAGGCUUCUCUGAUGAUGAAGGGCUACAGUGCGGAGGAAGCGCGCGCGGCGGCUCAGCGGGCGCGCCGGCCCGCGGCAGGGACUCGCCCGCCGCUCGCAGCUACCGCGUAUGUCACCACGAGGGACAAGCUUUCAAAACUGUACUGCAAUCAAAUCGCUCCCGAGCUAGUGACCCAUGCCGAGGUCAAUCAUCAUCCUACGGAGGAUUCGCCUCUGCCUCAUCGGACGACGACACCAUUGGUUUCUCCGGAGAGUACAUGGAGCCAGGCGAGUUUGGGACGUGCGAGUGGGGUCGGCCGCGCGCCCACUCCGCCGCCGCGUGCGCGCCCAGACGAAACAUCGGCCGAGGAAGAUAACACAGUAUCUUCAGCCAGUCUCUGCAUGUCUCCAACAUCGGUCGCUGACCAUAGCAUAGCGGGUGUUCCGAUAUUCGCGUCGACGCCGCUCGUGUCCAAACAGCUGACGAACGGCCACGAUGUAGUUGACAACAAGAGGAUCAAUGAAAAUAAUAAUGAUACUGUUAAUGGAAACGUUAAUGUGACUGUAGUUUCGGAGUCCGUGAACAGUAUGGACGUGCUCAGCGGUGGGGAAAGCGACGCCGGGGAUACUCUUUCGAGGCGGAAUAAUAAUAGUAUAUCGUCCGGUAUGUUGGGAACGUUGCGCGAGGUCGGCGACGCGCCCAGGAAGCGCAACAACGACAUCACGUACUUCGUGGCGAAGGAGUUACUGAUGACUGAGAGAACUUACAAGAGGGAUCUAGAACUUGUUACUGUUAAAUGGAGUAGCAGUGUAUCCGAGCUGGCGGCGAGCGGCGCGGAGUCUGGGCCCGCGUUAGCUCGCGCCUGCCUCGCACUGGAACCACUCGCGCUCAGUAAUGGGAAGUUACUCGCACGACUUGACAGGCUACUGUCUAAUGCACCACGACCUGACGCUAAUGAUACAGAGGAGCCUGAGUAUAAGAAAAUCGGCGAUGUCUUGUACGAACAUUUAUUAAGUACAAUGGACGCGUACCUAUGGUACAGUUCCCGCGCUGGUUCCCUAGUAGGUGUAGUGGAAAGUGUACGACGGAGAGGGAACGAAGCAGGUCGUGCGGCCGCGUUGUUUGACUCGAAGGCGCCGCUACCAUUGGCUGCAUUGUUGCUAAGGCCGCUGCAUAGAGCGCUGCAUUAUCACCGACUUGCUGAGGAGCUGUACAGCGCCAGCCCGGGCGCGGGCGCGGAGGGCGCGCGCGAGCUGAGUGCGCGCGUGUGGGGCGCGGCGCGCGCGCAGCUGCAGCACGGGGAGAACCACGCCGCGCUCUGUCAGCUGCAGCGGGACCUCGCCGGUUACGAUAAGUUAUUAGUGGCAGAGCGUGAAUUUGUCAGAAUGGGUUGUGUAUACAAACAUUCUUCUAGAGGAUUGCAACAAAGGAUGUUGUUCUUGUUCAGCGACGUGUUAGUGGUGACAUCCAAGACGGGCAGUACCCAGUUCCGCGCGCACUCUGCCCUCCCACUGCACGCACUCCACCUCAAGACUUCAGAGCUACCGCACUCAUUCUCACUCACUGUUGAAGACGUAAACUUGCUUCUGAGUGCGACGAACGACAGUGAAUACACAGGCUGGUACAACGCUCUGUCGAACGCGAUUGAAAACGCGCGCGACAAGUUUACUGACGUCGACACUGAACUUACGCCAUACGAACAAGAGACUGAAUCCCCCAGCGCGGCGAGUAGUGCGGGCGGGGGCCUGGCACAUGUAUGUUGGCACCGGUUCACUUCGCUCGAUUCUGUACAUCUACAUCUCGCUAUGCGGACGCAACUAUCCGGGUACUUACUGCGCAAGUUCAAGAAGUCCCCGGGCUGGCAGAAGCUGUGGGUAGUGUUCGCUAUAUCCACACUGUUCUUCUACAAGUCCUGGCAGGAUGAAACACCGCUUGCGUCGCUACCUUUGCUGGGAUACAGCGUGGGCGCGCCGGCGUCAGAAGACAACAUCGACAAAGACUUCGUGUUCAAACUCCAGUUCAAGAACCACGUGUACUUCUUCAGGGCAGACAGCCAGUACACAUUUAACAGAUGGACGGAAGUACUACAAACAGCAACGAUGCGACCCGAACAUAAUUAA